Messenger RNA from Zea mays, 1580 nucleotides. Its product is annotated as embryo defective 1379. Gene Ontology annotation, cellular component: Smc5-Smc6 complex; nucleus. The record is from RefSeq and is marked predicted. Gene Ontology annotation, biological process: double-strand break repair via homologous recombination. The transcript is spliced from 6 exons. Gene Ontology annotation, molecular function: ubiquitin-protein transferase activity. NCBI's taxonomy places the organism in Eukaryota, Viridiplantae, Streptophyta, Magnoliopsida, Poales, Poaceae. The coding region runs from base 206 to 1219 and encodes 337 amino acids.
CGGGGUAGGAUUCCUUGCCGUCUCCCGCUCUUCACCACGCGCUUCCCGCGAAACGCCAACCAAUUCCUCCGUCGAUCAAAAACUGCCCCUCUCACAAGGAGAAAUCUUUCCCGCGGGCGGCGGAGGAAUUCGCGGAUUAGGUUGGUGGGUUCGACCGAUCCGCGUCCCCGGGUUCCCAAGUUCCCAGGUAAGCCGAGCCCGGAGCAUGGCGCCGCUGUCGUGGCGGCACCACACGCUGCUGCAGUCGCUGCUCCACCGCGGUCCCCUCUCCGAACGCGACUUCCACGCCAUCUUCGCUGGCGUCUCCGGCAAGAACCCCGCCACUCACCAACAACUGUUCAAUGAUACACUUCUCAAGAUCAACAAGGACCUUGCCUACUUGCAGUUCGAGUUGCGGGCAUGCAUUAACCAAUAUGAUGGAAUGGUUUACUACGGGGUGGUUAAUAACAUUGCUGACGAAGAGUCUAAGCUUGGAACAAAGUACUCCGUGCCCCAGAUCGCAUUCUACAAGGGACUGCUAGAAGCAAUAGUUCAGGAAGCUGGAAAUGAUGGGAGCAUAACCAGUAUCGACGCCCUCAAUGUCCGGCUUGAUAACCAGGUCGCAGUAUUAGACGGUUCACAGGACAGCCAGUCUCGCCUUCCUAGCUCCAUAAAGAACUUCUCAAUGAGCCAGAAGGAGAAAACUCUCGAUGAGCUGAUACGGGACCGCUGGUUGUCGUACACCGCCACAGGCAAGAUCGGUCUGGGCACCAGGUCAUUUCUUGACCUCCGGAGCUGGUUCCGUGGUAACGAUAUCCCGUCUUGUGUUGUCUGCAACGAAGCUUGUAUAAAGGCAUCGAGUUGUCCGAACGAGGGAUGCGAUGUUAGAAUUCACGAGUACUGCUUGAAGAAGAAAUUCUCACAGAGAAAGGCCUCGAGAGCGUGUCCUAGUUGCGGUACUGGAUGGCCGUGUCAAGAUGGCGAGGGCGAGGCCGAUGAAGUGAACGAACCUGGGGAGGAGGAUCUAGCCUCGCCGGCUAACCAUCCCUCGAGGAAGAAGCGCAGUAGAGUCAAAGCUGAGCUGGUGGAGGAAAACGACAUCGCAGGCCCGUCGACGGAGGUGCCUAGGACUAGGAGGACCCUGAGAAGCGCUAAAGCCGAAGCAGUCGAGGCCGAUCAAGAGGCGUCUUCUACCGCAGCUUCACAGCCAGGCAGGGGUUCUAAAAGAAGGAAGAAGUGAGUGAUGACUGAUGAUGCAUGCUUAUAAAGGAGGGAGAUUGCAAAUGUUCCUCCUUUGCCAUGUGUAGAUACUACAGUAGACGUGCUGGUAUCCAGUGGGUAGUUUUUCAAGUGCCAGGGCAAAAGAGCCUUCUAGUUCUGCUCUUUGCUACAGUAGGGACUCGUAGACUGGUGGAGCUCUCAUGACGUCUAAGUUAUUUAUCUUGUGAAGCCAUUCCCAUAUUAUUACUUGUUUGUUAUGGUAGUAGAGAACAUCUUGGAGCACUGAAAAACUUGAGGGCAUGGGAUGCUGUCGCUUGCAUUUGUUGAUUCUGGAUUGAGGCAUGACAUGCAUGCUGUAGCUUGCAAUUGGCAGCUCCUUC